AUGAGUGACAAAAUGUUAUUGAAAGUGUAUUAUUUUGGUCAGAUUUUGUUACAAACAUCUGAAAGAGUAACAUUUGUUUGUGAGAAUCCGUUAGAUUUGGUGAUUCCUUUUACAAUCUCAUUUGAAGAGCUAAAGGGUGUGAUCUGUGAAAAGAUUCAUUCUGAGAGGGCAAGAAGGAUAUCAUGUAUUCUAUACAGAAAUCCUAUACAAGUGUUUGGUGGAUUCGUCCAGUUUCAAACGAAAUAUGUAACGGACGAAGCGAGCAUGCAAGAUAUGUUUUCCAUGUAUAUGGAAAAUCGGAGACAACUAUCGUUCAUCGAGUUGUAUGUGGAGUUUGAGCAAUGUGAGGCCAACCGUAAUAUUCUACGGGAGGAUUACAAUAGCGACAGUGAAGAAGAGGUCGAAAGCAACUACGAAGUUGUUGGUCCAGAUGGAGAUGUGGUUCCAGGUGACGGAGCUAUGGCUCCGGAUGUGUCUGAUAUCGCAACUGCUCUGGCAAACGAUGUGCCGUUUGAGGAGCCAUCAUUCAUGCGAGUUUUGGAUUUGGAAGCCAUGCAUGUUCCGGAGUUUCCGGAUUAUAUCAAUGCUGAAAUUUCUGUUGUCGCAGAUGGUGAAUUUGCCGUUGGGAUGGAAUUCAGUUCGAGGGACGCUGUUAUUAAGGCGAUAAAAGAGUAUACUAUACGAAAAAGCGUAGAUUACCAGGUGUAUGAGUCUGAGCCGUUGACAUUUUAUGCGAAGUGUAUACAGUAUGGGUCAGGAUGUGAUUGGCUUAUCCGGGUUAGCAUGAUCAGCCGGAAGUACUGUUGGGUUGUAAGGAGGUAUAAUGGCAGUCACACAUGUACCAGAGCAACAAUUUCUCAGGAUCAUUCUAAGCUGGACUCAACCACGAUUGCAGAAGCAAUUAAACCGUUGGUUGAGGCUGACCCCGCCUUAAAGGUAAAAUCGGUUAUAGCAGAGGUGCAAUCGAAGUUCAACUACACUGUUAGUUAUCGGAAAGCAUGGUUGGCUAAGCAAAAGGCAGUGGAAAAAAUAUUUGGAGGCUGGGAGGCAUCGUACGAAGCGUUGCCUAUAUGA
Arachis duranensis is the source of this 1074-nucleotide messenger RNA. RefSeq lists its product as uncharacterized. NCBI's taxonomy places the organism in Eukaryota, Viridiplantae, Streptophyta, Magnoliopsida, Fabales, Fabaceae. The coding region runs from base 1 to 1074 and encodes 357 amino acids. The transcript is spliced from 2 exons. The record is from RefSeq and is a predicted model, not a curated record.